AUGGAUGCUGGGAUUAUUGCCGCAUUCAAGAGGCACUACCGCCGGCUGCAUCUGCAGAAUGCCUUGGACCGUGACGAGCGCGGAGAAACCAACCUUUACAAGGUUGAUCAGCUCACGGCCAUGCGUUGGUCGCUGGCUGCGUGGAGCGAGAUUUCCAGUGCCACAAUCGCCAACUGCUUCCGUCAUACGGGACUCAUGGACGGUCCGGCUCUGCCGACUGUAGAGGAGCAGCGCGUGGAACAGGAUAUUGUUUCGGCGCUGGAAAGGCUCCCGCUCCGCAAUCCCAUGUCGAUCGCUUCUCUUCUCAAUCCGGCUGAGGAGGAGGAGACGGCGCAUGCGGAGCUGACCGAUGCCGAAAUCAUCAAGCUUGUUGAGGAUCCGUAUGGGAAGGAGGAAGGUGCUGCUGAGGCGGAGGAGGAGGUGGAAAAGCAUUCGAAGGCUGAAAAGCUUGCCAGCCUUAGUCUAUCCAUCGCCCUUCUCGACCUUUCUCAGGAGUCCCAUCGUAUAGCUCACCGGACCCUUCGCUAA
Molecule: messenger RNA, 528 nt
Organism: Peronospora matthiolae
Lineage: Eukaryota; Oomycota; Peronosporomycetes; Peronosporales; Peronosporaceae
Source: the annotation of a GenBank genome assembly